Messenger RNA from Mugil cephalus (flathead mullet), 2450 nucleotides. RefSeq names its product centriolin-like. The record is from RefSeq and is a predicted model, not a curated record. NCBI's taxonomy places the organism in Eukaryota, Metazoa, Chordata, Actinopteri, Mugiliformes, Mugilidae. The coding region runs from base 16 to 2382 and encodes 788 amino acids. The transcript has 23 exons.
CGUCGUCGGGUUGCUAUGGUGACCAGAGUCGCUAGCCAGGCUAAAGCUAAACAUCUGAACCUGAUCCAGAAGAUGGAGAGACUGGACUCGACCCACCUGAGGGAGCAGCAGGGGGGGCAAAGUACGAGCUUCACAACAUUACCAGCUGACAAUGGACCGACCAAUCAGGAAGUAGAACACACAGAGACACACAAACAGCAGGCGGCGCUGUGUCUCCUCCUCAGUAAAAUGUCCGUCCUCAAGGAACUGAGAGAAGAAGCUGAAGAGACAAGAAGACGAAUGGACGGACACGCAGACACACAACAGGCCCAUGUGACCAGUCAGCUGUUGCACAGGAUGAGCAGGAAGCAGGAUGAUCUGGAGGGUCGCCUCGACGACCUGCUGUCCCGCAUCGCCACGGAGACGCAGGAGAUCACAGAGCUGGAGCAGCAGCUGACUGACGGUCAGAUCCUGGUGAAUGAAGCUCUUCAGAAGGACCUGGAGGAGGUGAUCACUGGGCUCCAGGAGUAUCUCCAAGGCCUAAGGCAGCAGGUCUAUAGCUCCCAGCAGCAGGUCGUCAUCCUGAAGGCUGAGAACCAGAGUCUGCAGCUCCACCUGGAGGACGCUCAGAGACACUGCAGACACCUGGAGGACGACGCCAGGACACAGGUGAGACAGGAGGAGCUGUCUCUCUCUCGUUUGGAGGCUCAGACUCUCAGGGACAGACAGGUGGGGCUGGAGGCGGAGCUUCAUCAGCUGAGGGAGGAGCUAGCCCGUCAGGUGACACUGAGACAGGUGGAGUGUGAGUCUCUCCAGGCGGCUGCAGACAAAGAGAAACAAACCAGAGAAGUCAGAGAGUCUCAGCUUCAGUCGUCCAUCGAGGUUCUGGAGGACGACAGAGCUCAUCUCCAGCGGGUCAUCCAGAACCUUCAGGACCAGCUGGACCAGACCAGGACCCAGUAUAUAGAGACCAGGACUCAGCUGGUCCAGUUCUCCCCAGACCUUCAGGAGCUCCACGAGAACCCGCCCAGAACCAGCAGACACCAGGACCAGGACCAGGACCAGGACCAGGACCAGGAGUCAGACUGGAGGCUGAAGGAGGAGCUGCAGAGACUCAGAGACAAACUGGAGACGAGUCAGAGCAGAAACACCGCGAUUCAGGAGCGUCUGGAGGCGGAGCUUCAUCAGAGCCGCCUCCAGCUCCAGGACGUCCAGGAGGACAGAGACAGUGUCCUGCAGCAGCUCAGGGUCCAGAGGGACACUUACCAGAGACGCCUCGGACGCCUCAACAGGAAACUGGGGCGGCUCAGCAGGUCCACCUGUGACGAGGAUCAGCUGAGAUCCACCACGGAUCAGCUGAGAGCCCUGAACCAGACCGUGGACCUGCUGCUCUCACAGGACCAACACAGGGUGGAGGAGCUGGACCAGACCAGGGGGGACCUGGACCGGACCAAGGAGGAGCUGGACCGGACCAGGGAGGAGCUGGACCGGACCAGGGAGGACCUGGUCUCUGCAGGGUCCCACAGAGACAAGUCCCACAGAGACGAGUCUGAGACGCUGCAGCAGCAGGAGGCUGAGGUCCAGGAGGUGAAGGAGGAGCUGCACAGAAUGAAGGAGGAGAGGAGGAGCCUGGAGGAGCAGUGUAAACACCUGGAGGCCAGACGGAGACACGCCCACAGGUGCCUGGAGGCGGAGCUCACUAGGCUCAGGGAGGAGAAAGACCACGCCCACCUGCUGAAACAGGAAGUGGUCAGAGACACAGCAGCCAAUCAGCAGCAGCUGAACGAUGUUCUGUCUGUUGUGGUUGAACAACUGGAACAGAAGAAGAAACAUCUGGAGGAGAUAGAGCAGGAGCUGAGUGUUUCCAGGCAGCAGCAUCAUCAGAGACUAGAACAUCUGGAGCAGCUGGACAGACAGAUCCAACACAAACAGACGGUGUGUUCUUCAUUGGAGGACGUUAGAGCUGCAGUGCGUCAUGUGGAGGACAGGGGGCGCCGUCUGGACCAGCUCAGUGAGCAGCUGCUCUAUGAGGAGGCGGGGCUAAAACAGCAGAGGGAGGAGCUACAACAGAAGGAGGAGGGGCUACUUCUCAAAGAGGAGGAGUUACAGAAGAAACGAGAGGAGCUCCGUUUGAAAGAGGACAGACUGGAAGAAGAGAAGCUUCAUAAAAAACAGGACUCGAGGACGGUGUUAGAGGACGAGGACGAGUCUUUCUAUCUGUCCACAGCUCAUCUGAGAUCAGCCUUCAGCGCCGAGGAGCAGAGGUGGAGCGUUGAGCUGCAGACAGAGGAACUGAAACAAGAGGAGGAUCGACUGAAGGCUCAUCUUCGCUGCAGUUUGUGGACGCAGCAGGACAAUCUGGACCUGAGACGACAUCUGGACCAUCUGGACCACGUCUCUUAGACUCUGAUCAUCCACCUGGUGACAUCACGCUGAGCUCCGCCUCCAGGUGGUCACCGGUCUGUCGCCAU